This is a messenger RNA of Staurois parvus, 407 nucleotides long. The record is from the annotation of a GenBank genome assembly. Lineage: Eukaryota; Metazoa; Chordata; Amphibia; Anura; Ranidae.
GCCCUACCCGCGCCGCCGUUCGCGACUGUAGCUGUCAAUCACUGGGUCCUGGCUGGUGAUUACUCGCCAGCGCCCGAAGAUUACAGAGGAUCUCUGACGGGGAGGAGGGCUGCUUUGUUUACUAACAGUCCUCUUCCCUGUUGGCUUGGUCACACUGCUCUUAAUGUCUAGCAGUGUGCUUACAGUGAAGCACCAACAACUGCCCCCCAGUAAAACACUCCCAGCACACAGUUAACCCUUGAUCACCCCUCAUGUUAACCCCUUUCUGCCCAGUGCCAUUAGUACAGUGUCAGUGCUUUUUUUUUUUAGCACUGAUCACUGUAUUGGUGUCACUGGGGAUGUCAGUGACACCAAGUCAGUUCUCCCCAGUGUCAGAAUGCCUGCCACAGUCCUGCUAUAAGUAGCUG